UAUCCAAGCCUGGCGUGGUUACCUAGACACGGUUAUGAGCAAAGUGCGAAGAGUUGACACAAAAGAUGAAAUAUCCUUGAGUAAACCCGGUCUUGGAACGGAUAUUUCUAGCGUAAAAAUAGCAUAUUUAUCGAUGGGGGAACAGCCGGUGUAUUCGACCAGAGCACACGUCUUUCAAAUCGAUCCAAGCACCAAAAAGAGCUGGCUUCCUUGCUCUAAACAGGCUGUAACAGUGUCCUUUUAUUAUGAUCCGAACAAGGAAACUCAUCGUAUCAUAUCCGUCGAUGGCGCAAAGGCAAUUGUCAACAGCACCAUUGUGCCGAACAUGACAUUCACGAAGACAUCACAGAAGUUUGGCCAGUGGUCAGAUGCCAGGGCUAACACUGUGUUUGGAUUGGGAUUUCCAUCUGAAGCUGAACUCAAUAAGUUUGCAGACAAAUUUAAGGAAGCUAAGGGUUCCACCCGGACAGCUGGUAGUACCAGCAGUGGAAACUCCAAUUCAUCUGCAACAGGCGUGAAUGCUAUAACUACGAAUGGCACAUCAAGUGGAGCAGUGAAUGGUACAACAGACUCUCCUCUCAAUACACCCAGUGUUGGACACAAAACAUCGUCACUCAAAAGUAACUCCUCGGCAAGCAGUGGAGAGGAAGAAUCAAAGGAAUCUUCUGGCAUCAGCCAUAAAUUGAUUGGAAACACAGAGUCACAUCUGAAGUAUGAAAAUGACCGUCUGAAGAUGGCUUUAGCUCAGAGUUCUGCGAAUGCUAAAAAAUGGGAGACAGAGCUUCAAACACUGAAGAAUAACAAUGCAAGGUUAACAGCAGCCCUGCAAGAAAGCACAACAAAUGUUGAGGAAUGGAAGAAGCAGUUAAAUGCCUACAAAGAAGAAAAUAUCAAACUCAGGAAAAAGGUCCAAGAGCUAGAAUCGUCAGACCAAGUUAGUGAGAGAUUUAAUGUCGUUCAGCAAGAAAAACUUACCCUUGAUGGCCGAGUGAUUCAACUGGAGAGCAUGAUCAGACAAAAAGAUGAGGACAUGGGAAAUUUGAUACAAUCAAAUGCUGAACUCACCAAUCAAAACCAGACUUUGCAGAUGGGAAAUCAAACAAUGCAAAUGAAAAUAGAAGAGCUGACAUCACAGAUGAGUGCUGCAGCUUUGGAUGAAACUCGUGUUCAGGAACUCACUGAACUUCAGCAGGAACUGGCUAGCAAAAUUGAGGAGAUGAACUUGCUCAAUGUACGACUGGCUGCAAGCUUGCAAACAAGGCCCCCUGCACCAGAGAGUUAAAACAAUGUAUGAGUAGAAACAGCUUUAUAUCCUCAAUUAUCAGCUGCAGAAAGACAGAAAUUAAUUUAUUUAUAGGAAACAGAUUAAAUGGUUCGUGUAUAAUCAUGUUUGACAGUGAUUUGCUAUAGUAGCAUUUCGAACACAGGUUAUGGUAGGAAUUUUUGUGUGCUAAAAUAGGGGAACAGCAAAGGUUAAAUUAGGAAGGGCAGUCGUUAAUUUGGGGGAAGUGUUUAUUUUCAUAGGUUUAUGUUGUGCUACAUGUACUUACUGGAAGCAAUGGUUUUCAUUGCUAUUGUGUAUCAUCAUCAUCAUCUUUAUUGUGGGUGUCAUUGUCAUCAUCAUCAUCAAUAUUGCUUUUUGUGUUAUUAGGCACGGGAGAAUGUAUAUAAUUUGUCAGAUUAGUUCUUUUAAUACCAUGCGGUUUCAAACAGUAGGUAACCAUGCUUAUUAUACAGACCACAUGGAAAAGUCCUGAUAAUUGAAACUCCAUAAAAUUUAGGCUCAGUUGAUAAGGCUUGACUGUAAAUGGAACUAGAAUACUUGUACACUGCACUAGUUUAGUUGGUGAUGACUCAAUUUGCAACAUGCAUGUUACCUUUAAAUGUCAGAGUGCAACAAAAAUAAAGAAAUUUAGAACCAGGUGUAACUAUAAUAAUGAUCAACACCAGCUUUUCUUGACCAUAAAUAAAUUAUAUGAAGUAUGAUUUUCUCAGACAUAUUUCCAAACCCAUAACGUCAUUUCUACUUUCCUUGUAAAUGUCUAUAACUUGUCUAGUGGCUUGCCUUCGACAGGGAUGUGUUACUAGAUCCCUAAACAUUUGGUAAAUUUUGAUUCAAUUCAGUUUGCUAGUUUUGCUCCUGGAUUAUAAAAUUUCUCUAAAAAUCAGGAAUAUUUUGUUAAAAUGAGUGAUGUUGUAAGUGUCAAGCCAGUUGCCACAUGUUAAAUUAACAUGAAGGUUUUAAACAUCUUUGUACUGGUCUCUUACCACCAUGAUUUAAAUCAUUGUGCAGUAUUGUCAAUUCUAUAAUAGUUGUGAAGAGGACCAAAAGGCAAGGCAAAGCUCUUUUUGUUUUUGUAUGUAAUUAAAUCUUUGUUUAGUGCUAGAGGGAUUGCUUUCUUGAAAUAAAAUUUUAGAAUGUACAAGGUACAUUAAUUUAAUUAAUACUGUAGGUAACAAUUUAUAAUAUAUUAUUGAGUAAUGGUAGCCUAGGUGUAGGGAGGGAAUGUCGCUUCCUCCUUCCUGUUUUUCUUCAGGUGUGUACGGCUACAUGUAGGCUAGAGUCAUUUUACAGAGUGUGAUUUUCAUUAGGUCAAAUUUUAUUAAAAUAAAAAUAAACAGGAAAACAUGACUGUUUAAAAAAAAUCUGAAUAAUGUAUAUACAUUCUAUAGAAGUUUGUUUUAAUAUAAUGCUUUUGAUUUGAUUUAUAUGACUGUAAUUGUCAGAUUGCCUGAGUGCCAGCUUAUUUUGUAUGUGGGUAAAGUUGGAAUGCUUUCAGCUCAGGCCCUCCAGGUUAAAGGAAAAAAAAGUGAAAUGUAAAUUUAGUGUACAUGUGUGGAAUUAGACAUAGAAGGAUUAUUAAUACAGGAUGGUGUGGCAAGGGGUGGUGAAGAGCAGUUACUUAUCAAGAAAAUCCACUACUAACAUUGAAGUUAAGUAAUUAAAAGCAUUUAAAAGUUUGUCCAAA
Messenger RNA from Orbicella faveolata, 2969 nucleotides. RefSeq lists its product as uncharacterized. Gene Ontology annotation, biological process: G protein-coupled glutamate receptor signaling pathway. Gene Ontology annotation, molecular function: G protein-coupled glutamate receptor binding. Lineage: Eukaryota; Metazoa; Cnidaria; Anthozoa; Scleractinia; Merulinidae. The record is from RefSeq and is a predicted model, not a curated record.